GCAGAGGAGCAUCUUCUGCUACUUCCGGUGGAGAAACCAGCUCCUUUCUGCGCCUCCUUACAGAGAUAAGUCAAUGGAGGCUCGGUGGGUGUCGUGACUGCUCUUCACCGCCUCUCACUCUGCAGAAGACUCUGCGGUGAAGUUGCCGCAGCAUCCAUCCCCCCCCCGGGCAGCGCGCGCUCCAUCCUCCGCGAGCAUCAUGGGCACCGUUCUCUCCAUAUCCCCCGCGAGCAAGAAGGCGUCUAUCAUCGAGGCUGAGGCCGCAGCGGACGGACUCAGAAACGACAAGAGCCUCAAGCGGCACUCCAUGUUCGUGUCUCUGUCCUGGAAGAAGCUCGUGGCCAGUUCGGCGAAGAAGAGCGCCAAGAAAGUGACCCCGAACCCGCUGCCCACCCGCGAGCUCCCGUCCAGCCAGGUGGCGCAGCUCAACAAUGAAAACAUCAGGAAGACGCAUCAAACCGAGGAGAGGAAGCCCAAGGCCCCCAUCCCGGUGCCGGUGCCCACGGUCCCCACACAGAAUGGCGACAGAGGGAGGCUGUCCUCCGUCCAGAAGCAGCCCAGCAGCUUCUCGUUGCUGUCGCCCAGGAGGAUUGUGAUCCAGGCGUCCACAGGAGAGCUGCUCCGGUGUCUGGGGGACUUCAUGUGUCGCAGGUGCUACAAGCUGAAAGAGUUACACAGCGGGGAGGUGGUGGUGUGGUUCCGCAACAUCGACCGGACUCUGUUAAUGCAGGGCUGGCAGGACAUCGGCUUCAUCACGCCGGCCAACGUGGUGUUCGUGUACCUGCUGUGCCAGGACACGAUCACGGACAGCAUCGAGAGCCCGGCCGAGCUGCAGGGCGCCUUCCAGACCUGCCUUUACCUGGCCUACUCCUACAUGGGCAACGAGAUCUCCUACCCGCUCAAACCCUUCAUCAUCGACUCCAACAAGGACGUGUUCUGGGAGAGCUCGCUGCGCAUCAUCGACCGCCUGAGCGCAAAAAUGCUCCAGCUCAACGCAGACCCGCACUUUUUCACCGAGGUCUUCCAGGACCUGAAGAACCAGCGCGACUCCAGCGAGUCCAACCUGGACCGCUGACGUGCUGAGGGAACCGAACUUGUUUUUUGAAAAAAAAAUGGAUGAAUGUAAACAGGUGAAGGCUCCUCCACGUCUGGGCUCAACGUGUCAUUCAUGUUACAUAACUUCCGUCAAUAUGGUGUUUUAGGUUACAACGUUGUAAAUUUAAACUUUUAAACACGCAUGCCAGUUAUUAUAUUGUCCUCUGUCGUCUUGUCCGAGGGAUUGACGUCAUUGUGCGCAACAACCUGGAGCAGAACAGAAAGAGUCGGAGCUGUCCAUGGUGCUGGCUCGUGCAGCCCUUUCUGCUGCUUGGAGUCCUUUUCUUUCACACCUGAGCCACUUAGCCCAGUCCACUUUCAGCACAUAAGCCUAAGCCUUGUAAGCAGAGGUACUGAGCUUUUUUAACAUCUCAGUCAGCUGAUUGGUAAGCUGCUGAGCAUGGAACAAGUGGGACAGAUGGACGGAGAACAACUGUACAUACUUUUCUUUGGGAAACAGGGGUGUCAGCUGUGCUUUCAUUCUGCAAACUUUGACGUUAAAGGUGCUCACUGCAAUGAAGAAAAUCAAACGUAAAAAC
Molecule: messenger RNA, 1634 nt
Organism: Nematolebias whitei (Rio pearlfish)
Lineage: Eukaryota; Metazoa; Chordata; Actinopteri; Cyprinodontiformes; Rivulidae
Gene: cdk5r2b
Product: cyclin-dependent kinase 5, regulatory subunit 2b (p39)
Exons: 1
Coding region: 200-1075 (291 amino acids)
Biological process (GO): activation of protein kinase activity; positive regulation of cyclin-dependent protein serine/threonine kinase activity; brain development
Cellular component (GO): cytoplasm; protein kinase 5 complex
Molecular function (GO): cyclin-dependent protein serine/threonine kinase activator activity; protein kinase binding
Source: RefSeq, a predicted model, not a curated record